This is a messenger RNA of Schizophyllum commune H4-8, 408 nucleotides long. RefSeq lists its product as uncharacterized. The coding region runs from base 108 to 368 and encodes 86 amino acids. The transcript has a single exon. Lineage: Eukaryota; Fungi; Basidiomycota; Agaricomycetes; Agaricales; Schizophyllaceae. The record is from RefSeq and is a predicted model, not a curated record.
CUGCCGAAGCGAUGGACAAAGAAAGCAGCCUCCCCGGCGCUGCGCUCGCGCUCGCGAUGGACACGAGCCCACCCACUGCGGAUUACCUAGCAAGGUAAUAACCCACGAUGAGCGUUGGCAGGCCUCGUCACCGCUGGACGGUUCGUCUAUCCGACAAACCAAGCAACGGCGGCAGCGACGACCUGUCUGCCGUCUGGUCAACAACGCCGCGCGUCUGGUCCUCUACCGACAGCCGCAGCAGAGCACGAGCGGCCUCGCCACAAAGAAGAAAGCCGCAAGCGCCUACCGAGAGAGGCAACACAUCCAGCGCAAUGUACCAUGGCAGCCGCUUGAAGGCUCGCGCGCGUCCGACGAACGAUAAAUCCUGAGCUUGUCAGGGGGUUCCAAAAAUUGCCGUCUGUGUCGACG